Anarrhichthys ocellatus (wolf-eel) is the source of this 2999-nucleotide messenger RNA. It is a transcript of the gene gosr1, whose product is annotated as golgi SNAP receptor complex member 1. The record is from RefSeq and is a predicted model, not a curated record. Gene Ontology annotation, cellular component: Golgi membrane; Golgi medial cisterna; cis-Golgi network. The transcript is spliced from 8 exons. Gene Ontology annotation, molecular function: SNAP receptor activity. Bases 362 to 991 code for a protein of 209 amino acids. Gene Ontology annotation, biological process: vesicle fusion; inter-Golgi cisterna vesicle-mediated transport; endoplasmic reticulum to Golgi vesicle-mediated transport. Lineage: Eukaryota; Metazoa; Chordata; Actinopteri; Perciformes; Anarhichadidae.
UUCUCGUAGGGGUUUAACAGUACAAAAACACAAAAUUUACAUCAAUUAUCACACAAUUUGACGGUAUACAUAUAAUCUACAAUAUAUUGUGUAUCUGCAUGAUAUAUCAAAGUUAACCCAUAAUGUAACUAAUUGUUUGAAACUUACUGUGGGAUCCCAAAUGACCUCUAGGUGGCGCUGUUUAUAUUGUAUUAGCUGGCUGUUAUAUGUGGAGCCUGGUGGAUCCUGAGGAGUGUGUUGCCUGAGAGGCUCAGCUGAGGGCGAUAAAAACACCCCUAUAUUUUUUCGUGUCAGUGGAACGUCUUGUUCUGACACGUGACACACCCAGCCCGGAACUCGGUGACGUCGCAGGACAACAAAGAUGUCAGGAAUAGGAGGCAGCAACUACUGGGAAGAUCUGCGAAAGCAGGCCAGACAGUUUGAGAAUGAACUCGACCUGAAGUUGGUCUCCUUCAGUAAACUGUGCACCAGCUACAGCAGCUCCAGGGAUGGACGUCGAGGAGACACGUCGGACACUACCCCACUGCUCAACAACUCAACCCAAGACAGGAUGUUUGACACCAUGUCAGUGGAGAUUGAACAGCUGCUGGCCAAACUGACUGUAGUGAACGACAAGAUGGCGGAGUACACCAACACCCCGGGCACAGCUUCUCUCAACGCUGCACUCAUGCACACGCUCCAGAGACACAGAGACAUCCUGCAGGAUUACACGCAUGAAUUCCAUAAAACCAAAGGCAACUUCUUGGCCAUCAGGGAAAGGGAAGACCUGCUUGGUUCUGUCAGGAAAGACAUUGAGUCCUACAAGAGUGGCUCCGGGGUCAACAACAGAAGAACAGAGAUGUUUCUGAAGGAGCAUGAGCAUCUGAGAAAUUCGGACCGACUGAUGGAUGACACAAUAAGGUCGUCCAUGUCAUUGGGUUACUGCAAAAGAAAGAAGAGGAGACGUGGGACAUCGUCAGAGAAAGUCAGGUCAGACACAAAGACAGCUUGAAACUCACCAUCAAAUUAAUUACUCUGACUGGUGCGGCUCAAGUGUCGAAGGCUUUGAGCAAUAGGUUAGCUGCCCUUGCUGCACAGUCAGCCCACUACGGCCACUGCAGUACUAAAUCAAUCUUCACACACACACACACACACACACACAUACACAAGGCUUGGAAAUGUGCUGAGUUGAGACGUAGAAAAACACAUCUCAUGCUUGUGUGGUAGUGUCAUAUAUCACCCUGUAAAUGUAAUGCAGUAGGUAUUCUUUGUUGUUGAACACUUGUUGUUAAAGCCCUGUGCUCGUCUGUGAGUGGACAUGUGCACACAUACCAUACGUGAUUUUCAAGUGAUAUACCUUUGCAUAUUCAUAAGAUAUACUAUAAUCAUACAGUUAAGAUUAGGCACUAUGCACUGCAUCACUGAAGCUUCACCAAAUACUGUUUGUAAAUAUGAGUCAUUAUCACAAACACUUAAAGGAGCUAUCAUUGUAUUUUGAAAUUUGUCCUCCUUGUCGUCGUUUCUGCACCUGAAACUGAGACGAAGAUUACGAUGAUGACCACGCCCAGGGCGAUGGAGACGAUACUGAGCAGACGAGCCAGUUGACCCAGCCUCCUGGCCCCAUCAAUAUCUCCCACCUGGAGACUGUUUCUGGACUGGAGACACACAUAAGCACAGGGUAUUACCAAGAAGAACGCUUGAAUGAUAAUGUUAAGCAGGGCAUAGACAUAUAAGAUGUUACAUAAUAAUUGUAAACAACACCACAAAAGGGGUUCAUGAAUACAUUUUAUUCCUUUCACACAUUGGCAUAAGAGGAAUGGUCAUAUUACUCCCUAACAAGGCAACUAACUGCUCAAAUGAAAGAUAAGGAAGGUGAUCGCUCACAAAGUUACUUUAUUGAAUGUAUAUAUUCCACUGGCAUGACGUAUGAAGGAACCUUCACCCCACUGAAAAGCAAUGUACCUAUUGUUCCCCUUGCCUCGUGGAAAACUGCUGAAGAGAAAGUUUUCUUCAGGUCAGAGAUUACCUUUGCAAAGAAAUUAAACAAAUGGAGGAUAGUGAACUAACUUGGUCAAUAUAUUCAUGAAUGCAUAAGAUUAAAUACAUGAGUACCUAUGAGUAGUUUGUUGCUGUUAAAUAUCGAGGGGUUGAGAUGCCAGGGGCAUUGAAUAGUGCAUGAUUUAUUCAUAUUAUUAUGAUACAUGGGAAAGCCAGGCUAUCACUGCCAACUCCUGGAGAGAGUUCUGUUGUGAGAUCAUAAUACAAAUUUCUGUGACUCCAAAAUUGAAUUGUAUUCAGAGGCCUUAUCGGGCUGAAUGAAUGCUGGAGAUAUUCAUGUUGGCAAGAGAUCACUUAAGAAAUAAUGACAAUUUGUGGAGUAGAGAUUGAUUGCUCUUCUGUCACAUUAUUUGUGCGAAAAUUCCCAGACAAACUCAUGGCUCAGAAAGAGCUAGAAUGCCCUCAAUCAAAGGACAAUUGCCAACGAAAUAUACUGUAUGUAGAAAUUGGCAUCUACCUCAACACUAAGAUAUGAUAUAAGUUGGAAAAGAAUGGAUUACAUAUAUGUAACCCAUUAUAUGUGUCAUUGAAAGAUGCUUUUCCUGUACUAAGUGUAAUGUAAAAUAAAAAUAAAGUUGCAAAGUCACUGAUCCACAGUUGCUUCAAUUUAUUGGUAAAAGCAACCAGCAUAUAAACUCUAUCAGCACAACAUUAAAGUAACGCCACAAACCAAAGGGAUUUACAGUUUGGAUACAAAGAUCCCACCACAGUACAAGCAGCUCGAGGCUCUCCAGCAGCUCUCCGAGAGGUCAACUUUAAAAUAUUUAUUCGGUGGUUUCCAUUAAUUGACAGCCGAGUUAUUUUAAAAGGGGAAAUGACACACAUACAGUGCAGUAAUGUUGACUUGUCUACUGGGUGCUUUAGAGUCCCUCAAAGUGAAAUAGCAACAAUAAUUGAUGGUGAAUUUGUCUUUUUCAGACUGGCAGAUUGGGAUUGAUGGAAGGAUGUGACUUGCAGAGCCA